This is a messenger RNA of Python bivittatus (Burmese python), 951 nucleotides long. NCBI's taxonomy places the organism in Eukaryota, Metazoa, Chordata, Lepidosauria, Squamata, Pythonidae. The record is from RefSeq and is a predicted model, not a curated record.
AUGUUUGUGUUUAAUGAGAGCUAUGGCACUCCCUUCUCCUUCAUCCUGCUGGGUAUUCCUGGUCUUGAAACCUCUUACUAUUGGAUCUCCAUCCCACUCUCAUCAAUGUAUAUGGUGACACUGUUAGGAAACAGCACCAUGUUGUACGUUAUCAUAACAGAGCAGAGACUCCACAAGCCCAUGUACAUCCUCCUCUGCAUGCUGGCCACCAUAGACCUGGUCCUGUCCACCUCCACCCUGCCCAAGAUGCUUUGUAUAGUCUGGUUCCAAGCUGGAGAAAUCAGUUCCAAGGCCUGCAUGGCCCAGAUGUUCUUCAUACAUUCCUUCUCUGUCAUGGAAUCAAGUGUGUUGGUGGCCAUGGCCUUUGAUCGUUACGUGGCUAUCUGCAGCCCCCUGAGAUAUGAUUCCAUCUUAACCACCCCACUGCUGACCAAGAUUGGCAUUGUGGUGAUCCUGAGAGGCAUGAUCUUCAUUGCCCCAAUCAUCAUCUUAGUGGCACGCCUUUCAUACUGCAAAACCAACAUCAUUGCUCACACCUACUGUGAACAUAUGGCUGUGGUGAAACUGGCUUGCUCAAGCAUCCUGGCCAAUGUGGUCUAUGGGCUUCUUGUAGCACUCCUUGUGGUUGGGGUUGAUUUGCUGUUUAUCACCUUUUCCUACUGCAUGAUUACAAGGGCAGUCCUGGCUCUGCCAUCACGAGAUGCCCGCUACAAAGCCUUCAGCACCUGUGCCGCUCAUGUUGUAGUCAUCCUGGUGUCCUACACACCAGCUCUCUUCACCAUACUGACACAUAGGUUUGGCCAUCACGUGUUGCCUCAUGUGCACAUUCUCCUGGCCAACUUCUACCUCCUCUUUCCUCCCAUGCUGAAUCCCAUUGUCUAUGGAGUGAAGACCAAGGAGAUCCGUGACAGAGUGGUUGCCAUUGUUCUUAGGAGGAAAGGCCUUCCAUGA